AGACACAGCUAGUGACCACAUCAGCCGGCGGAGACCAGAGAGACUGCUGCCUCAUCUACCGUUAGCUUUUGUCACACUUUCACACGGUUACAUCGACAUUUGACACGUUUCGGAAGCCGUAAUUAUAUCUCCUUGCGAUCUGUUGGUGUCAUAUUUGCACUUCGUUGACAAUGGCUGACCCCAAAUACGCAAACCUACCAGGAAUUGUAAGUGGCUAACGCUAGCAGACAGAUUAGCCUGAUUGCUAUUUAGUAGCGCCCAGGCUGUGACAGCUAAGUUAGCUCACCUCCCUUCAGUCUGCUCUGUUUUCUAACUACUUGUUCGCUGAAGUCACGUAUAAUGUUCAGAUAAAGUGCAUUUUUAUGGCUAGAAUUUGAACUAGAGUCUUCUGAUGAAACUAAGUUAGUAGUAAAGGUUGGAAUAUGCGUGUUGUUGAAUGGGCCGGGGCGUUGGCCAGGCUAAUGCCAAUAAACGGAUUCUAUGACUCUAUGAUAUAUUGUUGAUUUUAUCUUUUUACAAGGCUUUUAACGAGCCGGACGUGUACGAGACCGGAGACCUUCCAGAGGAUGACCAGGCUCAGUUUGAGUCGGUAAGUGGACGUGUGUUUUUCUCUGUGUUUGAGAGUCAACAGGCAAACCUACUGAGCUACAGUGUUUAUGUUUAUUUUGAGUAAGGUUAGAUGUAAAGAGAUAUCCAUUCCACCCUAUCUUAGCUAAAAUAUAGGGGUGGGAGAAAAUAUCGAUUCACAUAAGUAUCGCGGUGUUUGUUUUAUAAUUUUUAAAUCGAUUUUUAUAUUCAAAAAUGGAUUUGACUUACAUGUGAUGUGUAUUUUUUGGGGAAAUAUGGUUUCUAGAAUAGUCAAUCAUAAUCAAUCAGCUGUUUCAGUGGUGUUAAAAAUGCAGACUGAAUACCGAGAAAAUCCACGAUAUCGUAGAAUUUUAAUCAAAUCGGCAUCCAAAAAAAUCAUAGAAGAAUCAAAUUGUGAGAAAAGCCCAACUAAAUUGUAUGAAAGUCAUGCUAUUUAGUAUUUUCUCAUUUGUGGAAAAUAUUGGUCUUGUAAACAUGUUUUAAGAUGCAGUUUAAACAGGUUACAUGCUGAAUAUCAAACCAAUUACUUGUUAAUGCGUUCGUAAGAAUGGGUAGAUAUGGUAAUUUGAUUAUAAAAACAUUCAGCCACCCGAACACUAUCAUAUAUUAAAAUGUCAGUGUGUGCCUUUGACCUUUUCUAACUGUGGUCUUGUGACUCUUACAAACAGCUUUUCUCACUGCUAAACUGUAAUAUCAAGUGGUUAUGAAGAGUUAAGAGUGGUAUUGCAAUAGUUUCUUCCUUUCUAACAAUGAAAAUGAGAAGUCCUUUGGAAACAGAGGACGAAAGCUGGUCUAACAUUACCUUUUUAACAUGUCUGGUUUGCUACUGACCGGCUGAAUGAAUCCUAAUUGGCAUUUUCCCUUCCAUGUGUCCAAAUACCCUUGCCCUUGUUUUGACUCUUCCAUACCCCUCCCGGGACUCUAGUUUGUACAAGUAAGACUGGCUCCGUUUUACUCUCAGUGAGCUUAAUGCCAUGCUUCUUAUGCAUGUUUUUAACCUGUAUCCCCUUUCCUACCUCUACUGAUUGGGACGAAAUGAGAAAAAAAAAAGAUUGAUGGAGUGGCCCUUCUUUGUUCUCUGUAAUUCAUCAAUUUUUGAUUGUUUUGAAGUACAUAGAAUCAAGUUUUUCCUCCUAUUUGUGUUGCUUAUUUAAACUGGAAAUAAUCAUUUUAAUGGCUCCUCAGAAGCACUUUAAUUGUCUCUUUCACUGGGCCUUGUUUUGACUAAGCAAUGCAGGCCAAAAGUUGUCUGAGUGGGUGUGAAACACUGACGGGACAGAAAAUUGUGUUACUAUUUGUUUAAGAUAAUUUUUCCUUUUAACCUUACGCCAUGUUCUAACAAUCGCUUCUAAGCUAACCACACUUAACUGAUACUAACUGGACAUUUCUAAGGCCCCUGUACUCUGUGCUGUAACAUCUUGCUGGUUCAUUGCAUGUGUAGCUUCAUGAGUGGCAUACAGUUUAAAAAAACAACUACACAGUGUUGAAAAGUCAAAUUUGACACAUCUGCCUGACAGAUCUUGAACUCUAUUAAGAAAGUAAAUAUCUCAGUAAAUAUGUAAGCACAAUUAUCCGAUUAUCUGUUCUUUUAUGUAUCUGAUUCAGUUUAAUCCCAGAAACUACUCAAACAUGACAGAUUUUCAUUAAAAUGACAGUCUGUAAGGGUUUUUUAUAAGUUUAGCUUUCCCAGUUACAUUCGUUCUGUCACAGCAGGCUGCAGUUUGUCUUUUUACUGCCACCGCUCUGGCAUCUUGUGAUUUUGAAAAGUACAUAAAGGCAGCUUUGGAUCCAUGCAUUGCUAAGUUUCAUACCAUGCUCUGCCUGAUGGGUCUGAGGCUUGAUGCUGCAGCAGUCAUGGUGAGAAUAUGGUCUUCAGCUCCUGUCAGACAAGCUUUUGUCGCCUAAUGCAGCACAUGUCUUCCAGUGUUAUUUGGCCGCUCAAUUUCCUUUGACUCGGACUGUCAAACAUGGUGUACAGGGGCCUUUUAACAGGAUAAUUUUCAUUACUCGCUUUGGCAUAGGUCAGCUGAUCAAUUUAGGGUGAACUGCAUGUUGUUAGGAGGUAACUCACUUUGACUGAUGAUCUAUAACAGACACCAACCUCUUAAACAGAAUGCAUUUUGGGGUUUUUCGACCCACUGUAGUUAUCCUCCAAUCAUCUUAAACCCCCUGUAACCCUUCACUCUUAAUCAUGUCGUUUUUGAAACACCUAUCCCCUACAUCCACGGCUUAAUGCAGCGGGACCAGAGCUCUCCAUGAGCACAAGGUUCCACUGCAUUAUAAAGUACAGUAAUGUACCAGAGGAGAAAGUAACAUGCUGGUAUUUGUUGAAGGAACAUCUCACCACCCUGAAUCGGGGAAAAGAGAAAGAACUGGAGACACCAGAAGCGGUCUGUCUCGUGUGUCUCCAGGGUUUUUAGCAGCGACUCUCUGAACACUGCUUUCUUUCUUGUCUUUCCCCGACCCCAGCCGACUGUUCCUGUUGUAUGCAUGGCAUGUGAUAACCACAUUAAUCUGUGUUGUCUCUCUCUCUCUCCUCCCUACUUUUUCUCUCCCUCUGCUCUUGCGUUACUUUCUCUAACUCUCUUUGGAAACCCAAGGAGCUGGUAAGAGCCUGACUAACUCUCCUCCCCCUCCACCUCCUCCUCCUCCUUCACCUCCUCCUCCUCCACCCUGCAUCUGUGUAACAGUCUUGUGUGUUUUGUCUUUUUUAUCCAAAUCAGUGUUCGUGUGUGUGAGCCCGAACUCAUACCAUCUUUUUGUAUGUGCCAGUGGUGUUUUAAUCUUACCCUUAGACUAGUUCACAAUAAUUUAUCACUAGAAAGUUUAAUCAAAUGGGUUUUUUUUGCUCUCCCCUGAAUCACUAAUGAAGGAGCUCUCAUUUAGAAAAGAAAAUCAUAGAGGCUGCUAGCUUUGGUUCUGCAUUUUGUAUUCAUGUAACAUCAAUCUAACCAAAGUAGACUUAAACCACAUGGAUAACAUACUUUUUAAGAUGGUCUAAGAGUCUACUUUCAGUGGCUGUUGAAUGCGUAAUUGUGCACCUUUGUCUCUUUUUAUUGCAAGGACUUUAAGUUAUGUUUGAAUAAUCUGGUUUGCCCCCAAACUGACUCAAUAAUGGCUACUAAGCUCUUGCAGAUUUUCAUGGCUCAUGGCUACAGUGGCUUGUAAUUGACGUGGGUAUGUGAUCUGAUGAUAAUAAAAAUAACACAUUCAAUUCAACAGCCUGAUUCAGUGCCUUUUGAUCACAUUUGGUGCAAUGAUCAAGCCUUGAAUUUCCGCCCUGAUCUUACCAAUCCUGUCGGUAUAUUUCAAGUCGAGACUUUUGAGCUAAGGCUCAUAUUUAAGUCUUUGCUGCCUGUGUAGUUUGAUCUGCCCUUUACUGAUCAAGUCCAUCUUUAUCUGACUUUAUCCUCUGGUGUUUCAAUGACAGGAGGAGCUCUGCAGUGAUAGCGUGGAGAGGAUUGUGGUCAACCCCAAUGCAGCCUACGACAAGUUCAAAGACAAGCAUGUCACCACCAAAGGACUGGGUCAGUUCAUCAUGUUUAACCAUCAGACAAAGGGGGAAAGUAAUGGUUGGUAAAGAUGGUGGACUGAUGGUCACGUAAUUUCUAGAUAUAAAGUAGAAUUAUUUCCAAGUAGAAUUAUUUCCAAGUACAAUGCAGUACUUUUCAACUGCAGCACAAUCUGCAGCCUCUAAAAUGAGCAUAAAGUUGAAUGAACACUUCUCCAAAACGCUUAAAACAGAAUUGAUCAUUAUGUGAAGAAGAGAGGAUUUAUCGCUGGUUGUUAAAUAGACCAUAAACAGUCAAAGAGGGGGGUUUUGCAGUCAGUCGGACUCAUGGCAAGUUACCAUCACUCAUACGAACAAACCUUUUAUGAAAACAACAUAAAAUCUUUUACUGACAUUUUUAAAUGAAUAAAGUAUUUUCUUUUUAGAGGGAAAUAAUGGAUGUGAGAGAAAAAUCUUGGGCUUCUUGCUUUUUCUGUCUGUUCUGACAAUCGUCUCCUUUUUACAGACUUUUCAGACAGAAUCAGUAAAAGCAGAAGAGUGGGCUAUGAGUCAGGAGACUUUGAGAUUGUAAGUAUAUUCAGUUCAGAAGAAAUGUAUCACUCCAUUAUUUUAAUCUUUGGAAAUUUUCUGUAACUGUACCAAUUUGAGUUUUUGAUUUCUCUGGCUACACGUGUUUCAUUGUGAUUUUUCCACCUCAGAGCAGCUGCUUACAUUCUGGACUUUCUUUACUGUUGUGUGAUACUCAGUGUCUCUGCUCACCUUCUUUCUGUCGUAGCUUGGCGAGGGAUGCGGAGUAAAGGAGACGCCCCAGCAGAAGUACCAGCGUCUGGUCAGUGAGAUCCAGGAACUCACCCAGGAGGUGGAAACUAUCCAGGUGAACAGACCUCGAAACACACACACUCAAAACACUUAGUCUUUGUCUCCACAGGAGUUGGCAAGAGAUGGUCCACUCUGUUAACACUGUCCUUUAUCUCCCUGUUUGUUAACAAAUCUAACAGGGGACUUAGUUUCACUUUGCUCCUCAACCAUGUAAUCAUGUAACUCUUCAGAGGAAUGAACAUUUAAGGCGUAGAGGUGUAGUAUAAAUGUCUAGUUGUUGUGUCACCACAGUUUUACAAUCCAACCAAAUGCUCCGUUUUAAUGUGAACCGAAGCUUUUAACUCACCCUGAGAAUUAGUGCUGAUUAAAAGCACCGAAAGGAAUCACUUCUCAGACUUACAAAGGCCCCACGACCCAGAAACUAAUUAAACUGAGGAGUCAUUAACUUUUCCUCAUAAAGCAGCAGACCCUGCCCUCUGUGGAUCCAUCACCAAACCCACCCUGUGAAAGAGCAGGUUUUGUAACAGUGCCCACGGGUUUUUGACUCAUGCUGAUAGAUUAUGCAGAUACAAAUGUGUAACACGCUGUUUUUCUGCUGCAGUAACUAAAAUUGCAUUCGAAGAGCAGUGUGUCCAUUCAUUCUCUCAUUUUCCUAAACGAAAACGUAACGUUUGGGUCAAAACAUAAAUGAAUACACUUGAAUAGAUUGAAGCAGAAAUUGUGGCACAUCUGUUGUAGAGCUCCAGAAGUAUUUUGGAUAGUCGCAGCAGAGAUAUCUAAGAAUUACAUCUGCCACAUAAAACCAUGUACAUAAACCCAUUAACCAGGGAUGGGUGAUAAAUUAUUGUUCACGAUAAGUAUUCCCCAUCUCACGAUAAUCGCGUUGGUGAUGUAAGUAUGAGCGACGGACUCGCAGCCAUAGCCCACACAGAUCAGAAUAACAAACAAACAUGGCCGAAGUUAAAGAAGAAGACGUUUCUGAGCAGCUGUUACUGAACGAGGCUCCACAUGAGGGAUUUCUAUCAGAAUUGGGGUUUAGAUGAGAGCAAUCAGGUACGCCUGACAUCGGACUGUGGAUCUGCUUCUGUUCACUCUGUGCAAUAAGAGUUUUUAACAAAUGUUGAAAGUGUUUUCACAUUUCACUAGUUUUCUCCAUAACCUACCACUCAAACUUGUGGUUAAGUAUCUUAUUUGACUACUCCAACUGGUGUUCUCAAGACAGAUUGAGUCAAAAAUCAUAAUAUUUUUUAUCGGGACUUUUAUCGUAAUCGCCAGAAUGACAAAUCUUAGCGUGAUAAAUCUUUUAGCCUGUAUCGCCCAUCCCUACCCAUUACUUCUGGGUAACAAAAGUAACUGGGUAACUUGAAUAAAGUCGUCUUAUCUACUAACAUACUAAAUUAGUUGUUAACAAACCAUGGCCUGAAUUCUUGAACCCAUAACAUUCUUCCUAUACCCUGUUUUCCUCAGUGCUUGCUUAUUGCAGGAGUUACUGCUAUCAAUUUUUCCCUUUAGCUAGAAGAUUCAUUCUCUAUGGGACUCAUUCCAUGGGAGCUGACUGUUUAUCGUGGAAGGCAGCCCGAGCUUCCUGAAGCCUACCAAACAAGCUUAGCAGAAAAUCAUUUCAAAGACCUGUUUUUUUCUUUUUUUUUCAGUUGAAAGAGUCAAAGAAAUGUGCCCUCUGGAUUUAGCUGUUUAUCUUGGUUACCCAUAAGUAAAUGCUUAUGCAGUUGGCUCCAAUAGUUGGUUCAAUCUCAGGUUGAAAAAUACCAGAAAACCCUGUCUAAUCUGAAAAAUAUUGUCUGAGGAGAUCCAGCGGUAAUCUUUCAAUGGAAGAGUGCUGAUGUCUUCAGUAUGUUGCCCUUUUAUAAGUUCAGAAUAGGAUAUGGCACACCUGCCUGACUCGGACACACUUGUACUCUUAGAUUUCAUCAACUUUAUGGUUGUUGUGUUUCUUUCUUGUGUAGAUCUCAGUCACUCACUGACCUGUGCUCCUUUAUUCACAGGCUGCCACAAAGGAAAGCAAUGCAGAAGAGCGCCUGACCCCGGUGGUGCUCGCCCAGCAGGCUGCUCAGCUCAAACAGCAGCUGGUUUCUGCCCAUCUCGACUCUCUGCUGGGACCGCAGGCACACAUCAACUUGGCCGACCCAGAUGGAGCGCUGGCCAGGUGAGCGGAGAGAGUGUCACAGGACAUCAAAGCAAUCUGGAGCCUGAAAGCAGGAGCCGCAAUCUAUUUGUACUUGACAGCAAAGGCAGGGAGUGGAUGGAAGAUGGAGUAGUUUGAUAAAAUAAAGGGAGUCAGCGUUAGAUUGGGAGAGGGAUAGCCGGGGAAUUAAUUUCAGUAAGCCUUGGACUGUAACCCAGAUAGAGAGUGAAAGUAAUAAGGGUAUGGCUGUACAGCUGGUAUCAAUUGCUCACAUAAAUCCAGCUGAGCCCAGCGUAGCGCUACCUAGGGAGGAGAAGAACUGACCGACAGAUGAUUUAAGAAGGGAAAUAAAAACCAGAGAAGGUAAAAGAUUAACAGACAGAGGGGCUUAGAGAGAUGAAAACAAACUGACAAGACAUGUCAAGGAAAUUAAGAUAAAGAAGGACAGAGGAAGUGUAUCAAGGAGAAGUAAGUGUUUUAGGAAGUUCAACUUGACCUCACAGUCAUUGAAGACCCUGAGAAGAUUGAUACCAAGAAAGAGUGGCACGUUGGGUCGGUAACAAUAUCGAACAUACGGUCUGAUUCUUUGGAGUCUUCCUCUUUCCUGCAGGCGUCUGCUCACCCAGCUGGAGGCCGCCAAAAGCAGCCGUGGAAGCGGAGACAGUAAGCCGACGGCAACAGCUAAGGCCCCAGAUGGAGUGGUGCUGUACGAGCUGCACAGUAGACCGGAGCAGGAGAAAUUCAACGAGUCUGCCAAGGUAAAGUGGAAACGGAGGAGGAGGGAGCACAGAGUCAAGCACCUCGGAUGAAUGCUUUAGCAAAAUGAGCAAAUGUUACAGCGGCGUGAUCAGCUCGAUGCUUUUGUUUCCAUUCUCUCGGGAGGAAUGUCAGAAUACUUGACGGCAAUGAGCAGGACAAAAGGCAGGAGGGUGCGCGCGUGGGAGUUUGUGUGUUCGUAUCUCUUGUGGGAUGCUGUUGUCGCUGCCAACCAUGUGUUGCCUUUUUCCGUCCCUGUAGAUGGCGGAAUUGGAGAAGCGUCUCGCUGAGCUGGAGAUAGCUGUUGGCUCGGGAUCAGACAAGCAGGUACACUCCGUCUCAGACACAGUUUUACACACAAACAAACACGCAUCCUCUCUAAUGCCUUUCCCUUUCAUUCACACUAAUUCUCUUUCUACUCCGUCUUUCGCUCUAACACCGGCAGAAUUUUCUUGCUCCUCUUGCUGUGAAACCGUCCAUAAAAGUGAAAUAGGAAUAAAACCUUCCUCUGGAUUUAUGCAAAUUAAGAGGGAGGCUUCAUUGCUUCUUGUUAAAAUGUUUUUUUUUCUUCUCUCUUUUCAUUGUGUUUGCAAUGCAGGGACCUCUGAGCGCUGGAGUACAAGGAGCCAGUUUGAUGGUAGGAAGUCAGCUUUGCUUUUUUUUUGGGAGAGGAGUGUGUGGAGUUUGUGUUUGUAUUCAUAACACUGUGUGUCUGAUGUGCAGCCAGAGAACUGGGUCGUAUUUCUCAGAUGACAGUACUUCCUCCAAGUUUGUCUAUUGUUACUGUGCCAGAACAAGAACUUAAAGUUUGGGGCCCAAACUUCCAUAUGAUGGGUGUGUGUGUGUUUGUGUGCUUGUGUAUCAGGACACCAUCGAGUUACUCCAGGCGAGGGUCAGUGCGCUGGACUCUACCACUCUGGAUCAAGUGGAGGCUAGACUGCAGGUAACUUUUACUUGGACUGAAUUCUUUACAGGCUUUUUGGGGGGAAUGAAGAAUGUUCCCAUCUAGAAUAUUUCCCACAUUGUUUGAGGUGCUCAAAAGUUCCUGUUGUCAAUUUCUUAUCAAUGGAGUUUCUAACUAUUGGUGUAAAUCUUAACUUUUAUUAAUGCUGCGUUUGAGUGACCUCGGAAGUCAGAAGUCCGAGCUGAAAAUGAUGUCACACCCGAGUUACCAGCGUUUCAGUUAUCAAGUUGGCACAAAAAGCUACAUCAGAGGCGGGAACAAGAUGGCUACAUCUGUGAAAGUUAUUUUAGCGCUUGCCUUGGCAGAAUAUAAGGCAAGUGCUACAAUAACUUUCGUAGUUGUAGCCAUCUUGUUUCCGCCUCCGAUUCUGUUUUUUUGAAGGCUGAACUGAAGCGCUGGUAACUGGGGUGUGACGUCAUUUUUAGCUCCGACAUCUGACUUCUGAGGUCACUCGAUCGCAGCAUAAGGCCACAAGAGAAUCUUGAAAAAAAAUCUGUGUUUUAAGAGAACGAUGAAAUGUAGUUUUAUGUUUCCUUUGUUACCGUUGAGCACAUUUUUCUUAUUUUUCUUCUCUGCUGGGCCAAAAAGAUGGCCUCAUGAGUUGUGUAACUAUUUGUUGCACUAGAAAAUGACCAUGUUUUUAUGAGAGGGUGUUUUUUGUGGUAAAAUGCUGACAGAUGUUUACAAAAUAGAUCAUGAUUUUUUUACUUAUGAAUUCAAAAUGUUUUUUUCCCCAAUAAAUCGACUUUCAACCUGAUUUUAUGUCCUUUUUUUUUUCAGUUUUACAUCUGAAUGCCUCUUAAAUGAUCAUUUUUUAUCGUUUUUCUCUCCAACUCAGAGUGUCCUUGGGAAGAUGAAUGAGAUUGCUAAACACAAGGCAGCAAUCGAGGAUGCAGAUACACAAAACAAGGUUUGUGGGGUUUCCUGCACAUCCAUCAAUGCACAAUAACUGCAGUGGUCACAUCAGGCGCCUCGGCCUUCAAAGAUGCAUUUAUAUACACUUCACUUUUGAUCCCUCUUUAAUUAGAGCGCUUUCAGAGGGACACGGUUUUAGUCUGUUGGUAAAAAUGGGGCAUUUUAUGUACAGAGGCCUUGGACCCAGGUCAGCUCCAACUGGCCCUCUCUUUCUGCUGUCGUAUCCUCACAUUCGAGGCAUAAAAGCCAAAAAAAGAUUUAAUUAAAAAAACACAUCUAGUGUAAAAAUUUCUAAAAGUAGAGUGAAGUGACAGGUAUUAUUAUUAUGGAAAUUUUUCUCUUUUUGGCUGACUGGAUCUGACGGCUCCAUUUAUCAGUUAAGGCAGUGAACUACAGGUUCAAUUUGAAUUUGGUUUAAUUUUUUAACUACGAGCUAAAUCAGAUUUAAUCAAACUUUCUGACUCAAGCUCAUUCAUUAAAGUUGUAGAUCCAGCUGUGUGUGUGUGAGACUUCUAGAAAAUGUGUGUUGUGUAUCAGGUGUUGUCUGUUUGAAAGAGUUGUGCAGUAUUCAGGCCAGUAGAGGGCGGUGUGUUCUAAUUAAAUCAUGACGGUGUAAUGAAGUCUGAUUGUGAUUUAUUGUUUAUACACAGGGUUACUGCACAUUGAAGCUUUGUUGUUGUAGGGACCAUAAUGUUCUUUAAUUUUUAUGUAGGGGGUACGGCUGAAUUUUAAAACAAUUAAAAGUUGAAAACACACUUUAAUUUGAGAUUACGAGUAAUUAAUUCAUAGUUGCUGAUUCAACAUUUUACUGUUGAUUAAAAAGUUGAUUGCUCGAAUGUUUACAUGCUCUUCAUAAGGGAAUGUAUGACAGGUUUCGAAGCUGGAGGGUUUUGUCUCUGUAUUAAACGUGCCUGUUUGUGUUUACCUGUCAGGUGUCGCAACUUUACGAUACUGUGCAGAAGUGGGAUGCGAUGUCCACCUCCAUACCUCAGGUGGUCCAGAGGCUUGUUGCUGUCAAGGAGCUCCAUGAGCAAGGUAACAGAGAUUCAAACGUGUUUACAGCCCAUAAUGAUGAGGUGGAGCUCACUACAUCACUCAUCCAAUAAUACUGUGUGAACGUACUGGAGCAGAGUAAUUAGCUCAUGUUGCAAAUAUUGUAAUGGUAUUGCUCUAGGGGCAAAUUUCACACCAGUAAUGAUAAAAACAAUGAAAAAUCCGAUAAUUUCUGUUCUGUUCUUUUAUGUGAGUGCGGGAGAACCUUGAAAUGACACCCAUGAGGGUUCAAGGGGAAGAUGUAUGUAGGUUAGUGGGGGUGGGGGAUUAGCAUUAAAGAUUCAAAAUAUGUAGGAUGUAGCUACAGAGCAUAACAGGGUGUGAACCCGGCUCAUGUUUCAGGAGGGAUCUGCGCUCAAAUAAUUUGCAUUCGCAAUCGGGAAGCCUGUGUACGAGACAAAAGGUGAAAACUAAGCAGAAAAAGGAUUCAAACAGAUAAAAGAAUUAGCCCAAACCAUGCCUUUCUAUUAUAACAAAGGGCAGAAAUCAGUGAAAGGGAGCCUCAGAAUGGUAAUAGCAUUAGACUAAAUCUAGCAACAAUGUUAAACACGCCCUCAGGGGGGAAGAGAUGCAUGAUAUUAGAUAUCACAUUGUCAUCUUUUUGUUAUUUGUUACAUGUAAGCAGUACUUUUGCAUUGAUAGAUUAUAUUGACAAUUCAUUUGUGGGAGCUGGAAGAGGUCAUUUAUCAUCCAGACUCUUAUUUGCACCAAUCUGUCACAGUCUGCAGCUAAACUGUCCCAUGCAAUCUUUUCUUACAGAUAACAGCAAACAAGAAAACAGAAAUCUAGUGAUGAAUAUGUAAAGCUAUCAUUCUGUUUCAGACUGAGUUAGUCUCUUCUACCACUUCACUUUGGUUUACCACAAAGGCAGCAUUGAGUUUUAAUUUAGAGCUUUAAGCAGAAAUUGUGUAAAAAUUGUUCUUACCCCUCGUCUCUUUCUCCUCUCUCUUACUUCUGAACUUCACUUCUGGUAGCCAUGCAGUUUGGACAGCUGCUGACCCAUCUGGACACCACUCAGCAGAUGAUCAACAACUCUCUGAAAGACAACAACACUCUGCUAACACAGGUGGGAAGUAGUGAAACAUCUAUUGUAUAGUUUAACACUGCUGGAGAAUCUAAUUUAAACACAGCUAUAAAAACAGGACCAACAGUAAUAUUGAAGUUUGGUUGCCAUCACAUUGCAUCAAUCAGCUGUCCUGCUAACUCCAUCUUUCCCCUUACUUGAUUUUCUCACCCUCUUCCCUCCAGGUUCAACAGACAAUGAAGGAGAACCUGGUGGCUGUAGAAGAGAACUUUUCUGCACUAGAUCAGAGGAUGAAGAAGCUCUCCAAAUAAGCUGCGAGAGUCUCGGAGCGGGCCAGGAGAGUGUAGAACAUGGACAAUUAAGAGUUGGCCGGAGAGCGCUCUUGCUUUCUACUUUGCCUCUGCCUUUUUUUCACUAAGUGGAAUGUUAGAAAGCGGGAGAAGAUGGAAUAAGAAAAACAAAAAAAAUAGGAGACCAAAAUGUUCUUGUCCACCCUCCUUUCCCUCUUCCUUUUUCUUGCAUCGAAUUGACAUCAACUGAAAACACUUUUGUCCACUCUAUACACGCCACUGAUUGCAGUCCCAUGCUAAGCUUAUUGACUUUUAGACUGGAUUGUUUUCUUUUUUUAAUAAAAUAUUAGUAUUAAAGAUAAGAAAUUCCUCCAUUCCUUUGAAACCUCUCACAAUGACUGGAUUUGUACUUUAAACUUUGGUUAAGUUAGAAGAAUCACAGUAACGUCGGGUUAAAGGGUGACACAUUUCAGAUGUUGUCUGCUGUAAAAAAAGAAUUAUAGAAAGGAUCUGUUGUCCUCUAGUGUUGUAGCAGGAGCACUUUUGUGCAGGUGUCAGGGCCAAGUGACGGAAGGAGAGCUUGUAAAUAUGCCUGUGUACCUUAUUGUUUCUUCACGCUCAGUCGCUUGUAACUAUAUUAUUAUGACUGAGCCCGGACACCACAGACAAACUUUUAAUCUGCUUUGUCAUUGCCUACAAGUCAACUGUAAUGUACAUCUGUGGUCAUGGAAACUGCUCAAUAAAGUAUGUUAAAAUAAGCUCCCUCUCA
Xyrichtys novacula (pearly razorfish) is the source of this 12832-nucleotide messenger RNA. The record is from the annotation of a GenBank genome assembly. NCBI's taxonomy places the organism in Eukaryota, Metazoa, Chordata, Actinopteri, Labriformes, Labridae.